Messenger RNA from Dalotia coriaria, 2739 nucleotides. Its product is annotated as kinesin-like protein KIF6. The coding region runs from base 382 to 2700 and encodes 772 amino acids. The record is from RefSeq and is a predicted model, not a curated record. NCBI's taxonomy places the organism in Eukaryota, Metazoa, Arthropoda, Insecta, Coleoptera, Staphylinidae. Gene Ontology annotation, biological process: microtubule-based movement. Gene Ontology annotation, cellular component: microtubule; kinesin complex. Gene Ontology annotation, molecular function: ATP binding; ATP hydrolysis activity; microtubule motor activity. The transcript has 10 exons.
AAAAUUGUCAAAAUUUUUCGAGGAGUUUCACACGUCAGUUUGAUCUUAUCGAAAUUAAUGUGAAUUUCGAGAAGAAAUUACAUGCAAAUCACUGUAAAUCAAUAAAUCCUCAUCGUAUAAUAAGGUGUCCCAAGUUAAAAGUCGGAAAAGUUCAAAUAAAGCACCUACAUUGAACUCAGAUUAAAUUUGUGUGUUGAAGCCAAGUAUAAUAUUGAGAUUUCUACGUUUAAAUAAUUUUUUUACUCAAAAAGUUGUUGUCCAGAGAAAGAAAAGUGCAAAACUUAUAGUUUUACAGUUUAAAUCAAAGAAAGAAGCUCCCUUAACAAGAGAUUAAUUAUAUUCUGCAUUUAUUACACUUUUUUACCAGAAUUUAAUAUUAAUAUGGCUUACAAUCAUAUUCGAGUUUAUGCAAGAAUUAAAAGAGAAAAUCAGAUGGCUCAUUCAUCACGAUAUGAAUUAAUAUCUGAUUGUCCAGAUGGUUAUGACUCCUUGCAAACCUAUUACGGCGGUCAAAAUUUCAAAAGAAAACGACGCGUUUUUAAGUUUGACAAAGUUUUUGAACCACACUCAUCCCAAGACGAUAUUUUCAACAUUAUUGCAAAACCUAUAAUACACGAUGUAUUUUCCGGAAUCAACGCAACAAUUUUUGCAUACGGAGCGACUGGAAGCGGAAAAACUUAUACUUUAACCGGUUCACAGACAAAAUACGAAGAACGCGGACUUAUUCCUCGAACAAUCGAAUAUUUAUUUCAAUUGGUUACAAAUAAAAUGAGUAAUUACAUGUUCUUCAUAUCAUAUUUGGAGAUUUACAAUGAAAACGCGUAUGAUUUACUCAACCCGAAGCAAAAUAUAACGUGCAUAGAGGAAUUACCACGAGUCAUCGUGCUGGAGGACGCGAAAGGCGAGGCGCACUACAAAAACCUAUGCCUCAAAGAGGUGAACACCGAGAAGGAAGCCAUGCGUUUGCUCUAUACGGGUGACAAUAACAGGACGAUUGCCGAGACGCCCCUCAAUGACUACUCAUCACGAUCGCAUUGUGUGUUUACUGUUCAUGUGAUUUCCAAGUGCACUGCCACCGGAAAAAUUACGAAAUCCAAAUUAAAUUUGGUUGAUUUAGCUGGUUCUGAACGUUUACACCGUAUGAAUCUCCAUGGAUUAACCCUCAAUGAAGCACGUCACAUCAAUCUCUCUUUACAUUACUUAGAACGUGUCAUUCAAGCACUUUCGCGGAAAGGUACCCACCACGUGCCAUACCGAAACAGCAUGAUGACAUUCAUCCUACGAGAUUCUCUUGGUGGUAAUUGUCUGACAGCAAUGUUGGCUACUUUGAGUAUGCUGCAUGUCAAUCUGGAUGAAAGCAUCAGUACGUGUAAAUUUGCCCAGCGCGUUUGUCUUAUCACGAUGAAUGCUAAUGUGAACUAUUUACCUAGUCCGGAGAAGGAAAUUGAUUAUUUGCGUUCAGAGAUAAAACGAUUGAAGAAACAGAUUAACGAAACUAAUAAUGCGAAUAAACAAUUGACGGAACAAGAAAAAGACGAGUGCAUGUUUGCUAUAAAACAAUAUUUAUUGGGCGAGGAUGAUUUUGUCAUGAUAAAUGAUAUGAGAAAAGUUAAAUAUUGUAUAGAAUUUAUGAGGGACAAACUGUCGUUGAUGACUAAAGAACUGGAGUCGCAGAAUUUACGUUCAACGCUUGAUAUUAAACGGAAAAAAUGUAUGGAUGAGAUGGAAUCAAAGUAUAAGCAAAUUAUCGAGCAGAAAGAUGAAGAAAUUUCUGUUUUAAUAAAUGCAAACAAUCAAAGAAUCGACCCACAGUCUCCGCGAACUACAAUAAUUUAUACCGCAGCAGAAAACUCAAAAAAUCAAGAAAUGUCAGAGCACAAAAAGUUUAAAAUAUUCCUGAAUCAGAACAAAAAUAAGCCGCAUUUAAAAGAAUGCAUCAAACGAAUCAAACGAAAAUAUAACGAAGCAGUAAAAAUAGCUGAAAAUUUAUACAAUAAACAAGAAGAAAUUUCCACUCUAAAAAAUUUACUACAAAUCAACGGACCAAGCACAGAUAUUAAACUAAAACUGCAUUCAGAUCAAGAAUUCUACUGUGAACAACUUUACAAACUGCACGACAUACGUGCUGACAUUGAAAUACUAAUACAACAAUUAAACAAACUCAAAAUCAAAAUAAUGGAUGAUUAUAAACUGUGGAUUGUUAGAGAUAAUCACGUAGCAGGUGAUUGCAACAUGAAUCCACACUUUGGACAUUUCGAUGAGUCAAAACCAAUCACAGGAUAUAUACAGUUGUUACCCGAGAAGGAAGAAGUAAAGAAAAGCAGUAGUUUAAACGUUGUUACUUUUGAUAAUCAAGAAAAUAAACAGCCGAAUAUGAAUUAUGAAGAUAAAAAAGGACGAAAAAUUUAUACGAAAUCGUCGAGAUCAGUAAAAGUGGGAAAAAGACAUACGCAAUUGUCUCUGGUGCAAUGUAAAAGUGCUGAUUAUAUAAAUCAAAGACGAGUCGACAGUUUAGACGCAAUGGAAAAUGAAUUUUCGAAUGAUGUACCGCCUUAUUAUAAAUUUGUACGUGCAAGUGAUACUCCUGAAUUUAUAUCGUAUUUAAAAUCAAUUCCUUUAACUGGAGAUGAUGAAGUCGACGAUGAAAUUAUCAAGUUCUACCGGAUAAAAUAUCAUAGACCAACACAAUCAUUAUGUUAGUCUUAAAAUAUUUAAAUUAUUAAAUUAAUUAUAAGUACA